Messenger RNA from Cyclocybe aegerita, 1038 nucleotides. The record is from the annotation of a GenBank genome assembly. NCBI's taxonomy places the organism in Eukaryota, Fungi, Basidiomycota, Agaricomycetes, Agaricales, Hemipholiotaceae.
AUGUCCGAUCCCGUAGCAAGGAAAGGUCUUCUGCUCAAAGCCGACCCGAUCGCUGCCGCGUUUCGCGACGAGGUGAAGGGCACCCUCGAAGAAUGCUCGCGUCCACCGAAACUCGUUGGAAUUCUGGCGACGUCGUCUGCACCGAGCAAGAGCUACGCGGAAUUCACGAAGAAACAGUGCGAAGAGCUUGGUGUAGAAUUUGUGUUGAAGAAGACUGGCGCGGCGUUGGAUCCUGAACUUGGCGAGGGCGAGGGUGUGGAGGAGGUGAUCAUUGAGGCGAAUGAGGACGAGGCGGUGCAUGGAAUUAUGGUGUAUUUCCCCAUCUUCGGUGCACAGCAGGAUCACUACCUCCAACAGGUCGUCUCGCCUCUCAAGGAUGUUGAAGGAUUACAUUUCAAAUUUCACUAUAAUUUAUACCACAAUAUUCGUUUCAUAGAACCAAAAUCCCUGCUCGCCGCCGGCAUGUCACCGACAGCACCGACAGAAACGGCGAGCGAAGAACCUCCGCCCGGGACGGUCAAGUCCAUCAUUCCUUGUACGCCGCUGGCCAUUGUGAAAUGCCUGGAAUACAUCGGCGUGUACAACAAAAUACUCCCCUACGGUGAUAGAGCUUAUGGCAAGACGGUGACCGUAAUAAACAGGUCAGAAGUAGUCGGAAGGCCCUUGGCUGCGCUUCUUGCGAACGAUGGCGCUCGAGUUUUGUCUGUCGAUAUUGAUUCUAUUCAAGAAUACACGAAACGGCCCAAAGUUUCGACGAACGCGUCGCCAGAAUCCGUUUCGGCCCAAAGAUACCACCCACGGCACGUCGUCCAUCCCAGCCAUCUCACACUGCAGGAAUGUCUCGCCAUCUCCGAUGUCGUCAUCUCUGCGGUUCCGAGUGUGACCUACAAGGUUAAGACCGAAUGGCUGAAGGAUGGCUGCAUCUGUGUCAACGUCGCUGCGGACAAGAACUUUGACAAAGACGUCCGGGAUAAGGCCUCAAUUUACGUCCCUGCUGUCGGGAAAGUGACUAUCCUCAUGCUACUUAGAAACUUGUAG